Pristis pectinata (smalltooth sawfish) is the source of this 9165-nucleotide messenger RNA. RefSeq names its product transcriptional enhancer factor TEF-1. The transcript has 14 exons. The record is from RefSeq and is a predicted model, not a curated record. Bases 441 to 1730 code for a protein of 429 amino acids. Gene Ontology annotation, biological process: hippo signaling; regulation of transcription by RNA polymerase II; embryonic organ development. Gene Ontology annotation, cellular component: transcription regulator complex. Gene Ontology annotation, molecular function: RNA polymerase II cis-regulatory region sequence-specific DNA binding; DNA-binding transcription factor activity, RNA polymerase II-specific. NCBI's taxonomy places the organism in Eukaryota, Metazoa, Chordata, Chondrichthyes, Rhinopristiformes, Pristidae.
GGAAUUCCUGCGAGCGCUGCGCCUUUUCCCGGCUCCCAACUCAGUUCAAACAGGCAACCCGGCAACCCCCCCCCCAAAAAAAAAUACCCCCUCCCCCCUCAGCAACAAGUUGCAAAAACUUUAAUUCCCCCAAUUUUUUUUUUAAAAAAUCAUGCAUUUAUAAGAGUUUUAAAAAAAAAUCCUGAGGAGCAGGGAGAAGAAAGAAGAUCCAUCGAAGCAGCGGAGUUGGAGAGAGUGCCUGUUGUGUUGGGGGGUGGGAUAGAGGCACCGGACCCCGCCGACUUGUUGCAAAUCCCAGCGCCUUCCCCCUUCUCUCCCUCUCUCUCUCUCUGAAUUUUCUCUUUGUUGGGCUCCAGGCCUAAGGCUUGGGGAGAUCCAGUAUCGCCAUAGAUUCCAACAAUUGGAGCGGCAGCGAGAGUCCUGCCGAAGACCUGGACAGGAUGACCGACUCUGCCGAUAAGCCGAUGGACAACGACGCGGAAGGGGUGUGGAGCCCCGACAUCGAGCAGAGUUUCCAGGAGGCACUGGCCAUCUACCCACCAUGCGGGAGAAGGAAGAUCAUUCUCUCAGACGAAGGCAAAAUGUAUGGUCGCAAUGAGUUGAUAGCCAGGUACAUCAAGUUAAGAACAGGGAAGACACGAACCAGGAAGCAGGUGUCUAGUCAUAUACAGGUGUUAGCAAGAAAGAAAGUUCGGGAAAUUCAAGCCGCCAUUAAGGUGUCUAGUCACAUUCAGGUUCUUGCUCGAAGGAAAUCCCGUGAGAUUCAUUCCAAGCUGAAGGAUCAAGCAGUGAAGGACAAAGCACUUCAGAGCAUGGCAGCCAUGUCUUCAGCGCAGAUUGUAUCGGCCACGACUAUCCAGCACAAGUUGGGGCUGCCGGGAAUCCCACGACCAUCGUUUCAGGCAGCGCCUGGGUUCUGGCAUAGUGUAAUACCCACGGGACAACCAGGAUCGUCACAAGAUGUGAAGCCCUUUGCUCAGCAAGCCUACACAGCCCAACCCGCAGUCACAACAACGAUUUCAGGUUAUGAGUCCACAGCUGCCCCAACCCCCUCAGUCCCUGCGUGGCAAGGCCGUUCCAUUGGGACAUCAAAACUUAGACUUGUGGAAUUCUCAGCCUUUCUGGAACAACAGAGAGACCCGGACUCGUAUAACAAGCACCUCUUUGUACAUAUUGGACAGACCAACCAUUCCUACAGUGACCCCUUGCUCGAAUCUGUGGAUAUUCGCCAAAUCUAUGAUAAGUUCCCAGAGAAGAAAGGUGGCCUUAAAGAACUAUAUGGAAAAGGACCUCAUAAUGCCUUUUUCCUAGUGAAAUUCUGGGCUGACCUGAACUGCAAUAUUCAAGAUGAUGCAGGAGCAUUCUAUGGUGUCACAAGUCAGUAUGAGAGUUCAGAAAACAUGACAAUCACUUGCUCAACCAAGGUUUGCUCCUUUGGGAAACAAGUAGUGGAGAAGGUAGAGACUGAAUAUGCAAGGUUUGAGAACGGGCGUUUUGUAUACAGAAUAAACCGUUCCCCCAUGUGUGAGUAUAUGAUCAACUUCAUUCACAAGCUCAAACACUUACCAGAAAAGUACAUGAUGAACAGCGUAUUGGAGAAUUUCACUAUUUUAUUGGUGGUGACAAACAGGGAUACACAGGAGACACUUCUGUGCAUGGCCUGUGUGUUUGAAGUCUCCACCAGUGAACACGGAGCGCAGCAUCACACCUACAGGCUCAUGAAGGAAUAAGCGUGGAUAUUUCAUUCCCUCUCUGGAGAAAGAAAAACACAGCUGCAAUUGAAUAGACUUAAAACCUCAAAACAUGUGGCAGUGCCUCAAAUCGAUUGAUACACCCAUAACACGUCUGAAUUUCUGAUGUGGUUAGCCUUUUAAUGUGUGUAUGAGUGUGUGUGUGCGUGUGUGUAUAUACAUCAGGAGCUGUGAAUUAUGGUACCAUGUGAUAGGUUUUUAUAUUGAAUUAUCUGUGCUUCAAGAUUUUUUUUAAAAGACAAAUUACCUGUUUGAGUUACUACAUUGGAAAAAAUGGGACUGUCGUGUCUAAAUUUUGUUUUAAUAAUUGUGGGAGCAUAGUCUCUUCAGUACAAGCUUUUCUGUGUCAACAGAAAACAAGAAAAAAGACAGGAACAUAAUGAUUGUAGACACAAUGCAUUUAACUGUGGAAUGACUGCCUGCCUUUGUAAAGAUAAUUUAUUUAAAGAGUUUUUUUUCCAAAGAUGGUAUAUUCACAGGUAUAUAUUUAUCAACAUGUGAAUAUGCAGGAGAUGGCGUCAGGAUGUAGUUCAAGACUUCAGGUCAAGAAUUAUCGCAAUGCUGGUGAAAGAAUGUCAGUGAUUUCAUGGUCACCAGGUCUAUUUGCUUUCAGGUUUCCUUAUUCUUUUUUUAAACACACACACACUCCUUUUAUUUUUACAUACAUACAUACAUACAUAUAUAUAUGUAUGUAUGUAUAAAAAAUCAUUGGUCUACAUUAACCAAACAGUUUUAGGAAAUCCUACUGCAAAGCAUGCUCAUCAGGUUUAGUUGAAUGCGACCUUGUCUCAGUGUGAAAGAGUGCAUAUCCACAGUGGAAGUAUUUUGGAGAUUAGGACUGUAAUGGGAUUAGAUCAGCUUUGGCCGAUUGAAUUGGUACUGUCCACUGAUGCCAACGAAAGGUGCACAUGCUUUUAUUUAAAAGAAAAUUAAUUUGUAGAAAGGUUUUAUUGCUUUGUAAACUUUUGAUUGAGAGACGUAAUGGAUGUGUGGCUAACUGGUCAUUUAGUAGAAGGGAAAUGACUUCCAAAAAGUUGAGUCCUGGUCAUGAGAUUACAAAAAAAAAUUCAUAGUUUUGCCACACUUAAAAUCUUGUCCACUUCUCACAGUAAUAUUGACUACUUAACCCUUUCUGGCCCACGUAGAAAUCUCAGCUGAGUUCCCAGUGAAAGUCUCCAGGCCAUUUGUUAGUUGUGUAUGUGCCAGCUGUAUCAUUUCAGUCAUCUGGGGGAAGAUGAGCUUGUCUGAUACCAAAAUAAAAUUAUGACCAUAUCACAAGAAUUUAUUAUAAGAGUGUACUGUGAGUUAAGAAACAGCAGUGACUUUUGUAUGUUUCUAUAAUUCUAUUUUGUAAUAGUGUUUGGAGAUUUACUUUUUGGGGAAAAAAGUGUAUUUUUUUGCAUUGGAAGAAAGUGCAUCUUUAGAAAAACCAUGGGAGUUAAUUCAAUACACGCAGAUCUGGUCCCAACGUAGGCUUGUCAUGCCACUCGCUGUAACUGAACCCUCGUGGUUUGUGUCCUUGAGUGGGUGACGAUGGUGGUGUGUGUUUUGAUGAAAUGAAAGAAACUGCCAGCAAGAAUUCAGCAGCGUUACUUCCAAGUGAGUGGGGGACAUACAGUGCCUCAAUGUCCUGACCACUUGGUUUUUCUGAGAUGCAAGGGGUCUUGCCUGUUUUUUGGUAUGUGUGUCUGUGUGUGUGUGUGUUUCAACUUUUGGUACUGCGUGUGUAACAGCUGUGGAUUUCCCAUGUUACUUGGCAGGUAAGCUAACUGUCAUGUAACAAAACCAGCUUAUCGUGUGUAAUUUCUACGACUUUUAAGUUUGAGUUUCUGUACGUUGAAAUAAUCUGCAGUGGCACAGUCACUAAAUGUUCAUUUUGGGGGAUUUGAGGAGAAAAUGCCAUGGUUUUAAAGUAUUUGUCUUUACACAAAUGUGUAAAAAGAAAACACUAUAUUGUGAUCACUGUUCAUUGUAAGAAAUUAUUGAAACCCAAAUAAGAUGUUACUGAGGCUGUGAGUUCUUUACUAAGCUGGAAGUUAUCAGUAACUUUUUUUCAGAUGUAAUUUUAAUUCAGUGCUGCCAAAGCGUAGAUUAAUCAGUGCCUUAAUAGCGUACUAUAGGAAGUUACAGUUCAUCUGUAGAUCUGCAUAUUUUAAUUGGAUAAUACUGUGCUUUGAGAACAAUGUUUAGUCUUGUGAUUGUUCCUGACAACACGCGUGUUGCAAACAAUGAAUCUGAACACACUUGAAAAGCAUUUUGAGAAGUAUUUUGGUAAAGUGUGUUAAAUUGUUAUGCCAACUAAACAUCAGUGAUAAAACAAUCACUUCCAAUUUGGUCAAACGAGGACCCUGUUUCACGGUUUGGAUUGGAAUGAGCACAGAGCGCAAGAGUAGCCAGCCUUUUCAACACAUGCCUUUAACAACUAAUGACCAAAUAACAAUCUUCAUACAUCUCCUGCACUCCAGCAAGUAAGUGCCUUUGUUUUUUGAUAUUCCAGCCUAGAAAAGAUCUGUUCAGUCAAAUGAAAUAUAAAUUGUAUGCAGAUCAGAAACCAAAUAAAACAAAAAGUGAUCACCUUUAAUGCCUUUUACUGAGUACUGCAAGCAAAUUGAAAUAGGAUAAAUCUUGAAGGUGGCAUUUUUGAAGCUGAGACAGAUUCAUAGAUACAACUGAGGUUACACAUUGUACAGCGGAAGCAAAAAAAAAGAUAAAAAUUAUUGUAAUUGUUUAUUUUUUUAGGGGAUGUUAUAGAGUUUGAAUCUUGGUGGAGUUUGACUAUUGUAUGACAAAUCGUGAACAGUUGUUGGCUAAACAGUAACCUUAAUACUGUGUCAGCAUCCAACUUACACGCAUACAGUGCCUGUGGUUUUUAGAUUAAUGAAUACUGAUUAAAUUAUCCUUUUAAGAAAUGCGUCAUGCUAGCCUCCAACGUGAUAAGAAGUUCGAAUUAAAUUUUGGGUUUGUCUUGUACAAAAUUAUAUAGAAUGAACAGCAGAGAAAUGGGCCACUUGACUUGUCUCCUUCCUCCUGGUGUCGAUGUCCCACACAAUCCUCCUCCCUACUUGAUGUUCCCCAAACUCCCUCCCCUCGCCUCUAUGGGCAUCUUUUCUCCCAGUCUCCCCCUUGCAUACAUUCUCACUAUUAGCCUUGCUGAUCCCACAAAUCAGUGAGUUCCACCGAUCUCUGGCAGAAGACAUUUCUCUUGAACUCCCUGUUGGAUUUUGUAAUGACUUCAUAAUUUUGAAUGCCUCUGUUAAAUCCCACCUUGUCUAAUCCAAGCUUCUCUCCACCUAACCUGAGGAACCUAUCCCUGGAACUCGUCUCAUUCACUUUCCUCAGUUACAGUGAACUGAUGGUGAAGCCUUUGGUCUUGGUCUACCUUCAGUGUCCAUCUCUGGGAUAUCCUUCCCCGUGUACAGGUUGUCUCCUUCCCCGUGUAAAGGUGGCUGCAAGAUCAUUCCACCUAGGCCUUUGUCAGGCCCAAAGGUGCACCCAUUACCUUGGUGUUCAGCUGGCCUUUUAUUCUAGAAAGUUCUGGCUUCUUUGCAUUUAUAUCAAGUCUAUGGCAUGAGCCCAAAAUUUGAUGGCUGUAUAUAGCUCAACACAAACCUCCCUUCAAACCCUCCUGACCUAAUCUAUCCCCAGCAACAAACAACGUGCUGGUGGAACUCAGCGGGUCAAGCAGCAUCUGUGGGAGGAAAGGACUUGUCAACGUUUCAGGUCGAAACCCUGCAGGUGCUGCCUGACCUGCUGAGUUCCUCCAGAUUCCAGUGUCUGCAGCCUCUUGUGUCUCCAAUCCAUCCCCAUCUCUCUCUAGUUUUCCUUUGAAUGGAUUUAACUUGGUUCAACUACUCCUGAUGGUAUUGAGUUCCACAUUCUCACCCAACUCUGGGUGAGGGAGGAUCUCCUGGAUCUGUGUUUUUACUUAUGAACCUUGCUGAAGAUCUUUUCUGGCAACCCUUUCAGACUGUUGCAUAACUUGACAAGUCUGGUCGGUAAAACCUCUGCCGUCUCUUUUCUAAAGAUUGACUAUGGUCAGUAGGUGACUGAUUUGGACAGUUCUAAUGUGGUAGGGAAGCUACCCGAGGAUUUGGUGAAGAGUUUUGAAUGUUGACCUUGGAACUGGGAGCGGAGGUUGCCAGUGGAACAACUGAUGUGUUGGGUCAGUGGCAUCGCUGGACCUUCACGGACAUCAUGAUGAUAUUCAACCCCCGAUAUUCAAGCUCCCACUCCCCACCUUCUUUUAUUCCUCCAUUGCCACGUUCAAGCUGAUUGAGGAGUUAGUUUGCUGAUUCAACCAAAACCUGCAAUGUAACAUACUGUCUUCUGGUAGGACAAACAUUGUGCAAUUUGCAGCAAGUAGAUACCUGGAGUGAUUGUUUAUCAAACCUGGUGUUGCAUCCAUUGAUGGAAUAGAUUUUCCUUCUCUAUGCAUCCAACAUGUAACAUCUGUAGCAAGGAUGGACUGUUGCAGUUUAUCUCUGCAUGUGUGAUUCACUGCAGGGAAGGGCUGUUCAGCCCAUCUUGUCUGUGCCAGCUCUUCAAGUCUCAAUGCCUGGAAAUGUCUCCUCUCCCAGUAUUUCCCCUUUCUUUGUGUGAAAGCUCUUGAUGAAUCUGCUUCCACUGCCCCUUUUUCAGGCAGCAGGUGCCCGAUCACAGCAUUUAGGAUUCCCCAGGUUCUGCAAACUGGAGAACUGAUGGAAACCUGAACCUCGCAGCCUCCUGUCUUAAUUCUGCAGCAAGGAUGCCGGAACUAGGUUCUGAUUAGAGUGCUCUGACUGUUUGGUGCCUUGGACUCUUGUGUGUCUCAGCUGUGUUCAGCCGAACCGUGGGAAGUGGCGGAGAGGAUUGGAUGAGAAACCACCGCUUUUCAGAACCAAAGAAAACUCUUUCUACAGAGCUGGUUAAAAUGAGCCAAUGGACAUGUGAGGUUAUACAAAACUUUGCUGCCCAGUUCCACUGAGUCCCUUUCAUCCCUCACUGCAGUGCUUGCUACCUACACCAGGUCCUGUGUAUGUACACCUCCAUCUUAAAACUCCAUAGGUCCCUCUAUGGUCUUAUGCCCCUCCCUAUUCCUGUUUUCUUCUCCAACCUGAUAACAUCUUCACGUUCCAAGCCUAGUAUCUUGAUCAAAUACAAAUUUAAUUGCUCCACGAUUGGCAGAUGUGCCUUCAGCUGCUGAGACCUGAAGAUCUGGAAUCCCGUCCUGUGCCUCUCUACUUUAAGCCGCUCCUUAAAAACCUACCUCCUCAACCAAACGACAGGUCACCCUCCCCAGUUUCUCCUUGUGUGGUUUAGCAUCACGUCUUUGAUAGCUGUCUGUGAAGCCCUUGGGGACAUUUUCCUACAUUUAAAGGCACUUUAUAAAUGAAAGUUGUUGUUGUUGAAAGGUUCACGAGCUUUGUCAAUUCAUUCACGUGUGCAAAGAAAGUAGUGAGGAGCGGCAUAGAUCCCUAUGUUAUACCAGUAACAUCUCGACAACACUUCAGAUUCGAUGAAUGAUGCUUGAUAUGUGGCUGACAAUGACUUUGGAACCAGCUUGAGUAUUUUUUUUCACGAAUAGCCUUUCUUGAGAGAAUUGAAAGUUCUGGUCACGUUUCUUGGUUGACUUGUUCAGAUAACCCAGGAAUUGUAGAGUUCUGUUAAAAAUCAUUAAUUGAAUUCAUUUUGGUCCAAAGCCCUUUGAAAGUUCCAGAGUGAUGCUUUUCUUUCAGAUACACCUACCAAGUAAAAUAGUUCAAAUUAAAUGAGAAGGGCACUUUCUAAACAUGUCCACAGGAGCUUAAACCCAGUGCUACACGCAUACACAUGGAUAUACACACGCAGGUGCGGGCACACAUACAUCGGCACACACUUAGACACACAGCUUAAGUCGUUGGAAGAUAAAAUGGAUUGAUUAUCUGUGUGCCUAACCUGUCACAAUGGGACUGUUUUGACACAUUAACGGGUGUUAGGAAUUGUUAAAUGUAAUUCUAGAAAAGCUAAUAUAUAGGUUUGGUUACUUUGCAAGGAGGUGCAGUAACUGCGUGUAGAAGAUUUGCUUUGACCCUGUGCCAUUGGAACGCACAGUAGACUGUUGGAGUUGUCAUUGUUUUCUUUGCGGUGGAGUACUCUUUGGAUUAAAUUUGCAUUAUCUCCUUAUUGGCAAAUGGUUUCAUUGCAGCCUGUGUAUCAUUGUGGCCUGUGACUUGCUCAAGUGAAGAUUAGCCAGGGGAAUACAUAUGUGCCUGAAUUAAGGAGUUCAGAAUCCUUUAAACCUAAGUAGCCUUUCAUUUUUUCCUCUAUCUACAAGUUCCUUCUGUGUAAACAAAUGUUUAUUUUCGUGUGUGUCAGCUCACAUUUAUAAAAUAACUCAUUGAAUUUAACGUGCUUAUUUUCUGUGUUGUAAUGUGUAUGAAAUGGUAUUGUGGCUUUAAUUGAUUUAAACUAUGGUCAGUGGUUACUUUUAAUAUCACCUACAGCUGGCAAAUUUGAUAGACGUUUCUUUUUUUUUGCUUUAUUUCACUUACACUCCCUGAAAAAGUGAACUUACAUGGUUACUGUCAAAACUUUACACAAUAUUUCAAUCCCUGAGUCAGUGUUUCUGAGACAGUUAACCUGGUAAAUUUCAUGUUGCUGUUUGUGGGAGCUUGCUGUGCGCAAUCUCCCUGCCAUGUUACAUUAGGACAGUGACAACUACUUCAUUGGCUGUAAACUACUUUGGAAUGAACUGAAAGGGAUGUGAAAGAUGCUAUAGAAAUGCAGGCCACUUUAGUUUUUAAGCUGUCAUGUUCAGUAACUAAUCACAGCACGGUGAACACUGCCUUCGAAGUUUUGCAAUUGGUGUUUUUAAUUUUUAUUCCGAAAACACUGCUCAAUGUGGUCGGACGAGUUUGUAAUUUCUUAAUUUAUUCCAAGCACUUGCCUUGCGCAAAACUUUGUUCCUCCUGCAAACACAUCCCUAUCAAUCUUUCUAACUGACCCCAAAAAAUACUAUCAAAGAAGGAGAUGACACCAAACUUGCAAGCUGUACUAUGUUUUGUAUUGCUGUUAAUGUGCAGGUACCGGUACCUUUUUGGGUUAUAACCAUUUAAAAAUGUUGGCUUUGAUGUAAACUCAUCUUUACUAUGGAUAGUUAUAUGAAAUUUAUAGGGUAUUGUGUGCAGAGAAUCUUUUCCAGGUGCUUUGUAUAAAGGAUGUAUCUUAGCUUUCUUGGUACCAAUGUGUGAUAACCUAAUUAUCCAUGACAGUUAAGUGCAAUUAUUUGAUCAUCACUCUGAAACACAACUUUGUGUGUCCUUUACAGCAAAUGUUUGACACAUUUUAAUGACACAUUUUAAGGCCUUCCUAAUUAAAGUGGUAGACAUUUUGUAGCUUUCUAGAAACUUUGUAUUUGUAUUCAUACAGUAUAAAUCAACAAUAAAAAAAAGGAAAC